Messenger RNA from Onychostoma macrolepis, 2541 nucleotides. It is a transcript of the gene fbxw9, whose product is annotated as F-box and WD repeat domain containing 9. The transcript is spliced from 8 exons. The record is from RefSeq and is a predicted model, not a curated record. Lineage: Eukaryota; Metazoa; Chordata; Actinopteri; Cypriniformes; Cyprinidae. Gene Ontology annotation, molecular function: protein binding. The coding region runs from base 334 to 1836 and encodes 500 amino acids.
AAACACCGAUGACGCAAAUAGUGUGCGCCGGAGGAGUGUAGUGUUUGACAAGCGUCUGUUGGAGCCAGUCACAGAGAUGUCAAUAUAACUGUUGUCAUAUUUCUCCGAUGAAGAUGAUCAAAAAUCCGUUUCACCCUUCUAUGAUUUUUCUUUCGUCUGACAUCAGUGCUCACCUUUAACAUACGCAAGGGAAAACAGAUAUAAAACAGAGUGAACACAGAUGAUUGUGCAGAGUCAUAUCAUAAUGAUCAAUAAUUCAUGAAAAAACCAGGUGGAUGAGAAAGGUGGAUUGUUUAGCCUUUGAAUACAAGGAUUUUCGAUUAAAAUAAGUCGAUGUCGAGAACAAGCGUUGCUUUGGAGGACGAGGAGGACGAGGAGAAGCAGAGAUGCCCUGCUGGUGCCAGUCCACCCCACUUCACCUGCCACGACACCCCACACUCCUUACCCGAGAGACUGAAUUUGGAACCAUCCCUCAGCGCUAUGGAGACAAGCCCCUCCCCUUCUAGCAAUGGAACCAACCUCCUGUCGUUGCCAUGGGAGAUAGUUACCCAGAUAGCCUCACAUCUCCCUGCACAGUGUGUCAUUAACGUGCUGCCGCAGGUAUGUCAGACGUUGGGAAGGCUUGGCGAGGAUCGCUUGGCAUGGCAGCUUCGCGCUCAAAAACUCGCGGGUCCUGCAGCAUCUUUCCCAGUCGGGCCAAAGGAGGAUUUUGAUUGGUCCAAGGCAUGCUUGGAAAUGGAGCAGCUGAUUGGCUGCUGGGCAGGGCAUGAGAAUCAGGCAGAGAGACAGGAAGAGGCAGCUGGUGGGGUGAACAGUGAGAACUUGGUGGAGAUGCAGCUGGAUGUUGAUUUAAACGGUGCAGCAGGAGCAGGAGAAGAGAACGUGCAAGUUCAGUCCCAGAAUGUCUCUGAUAGUCCCCAUCUGAUUGAGUCAUCCAGCACUUCUUCACCCUUGGAGCAUAUCAUCCUUCCUUCUGGCCACAUUGCAGAUGUGAAUUGUGUCCUCCUGCUGGGUGGAGAAGAGGCGGUGUGUGCCUCCGGCUCUAGGGACAGAAACGUGAACCUGUGGGACCUUCGAGAGGGUCCCAGAGGCAAGCUGAUGCACACUCUAGCGGGACGCGGGACCAUUAGUACCCACCGGGGCUGGGUGUGGUGCCUGGCAUCAAGCGGGCCUCUGCUGGUGUCUGGUUCGUUUGACAGCACCAUCAGGCUCUGGGACCUUGAAGCUGGAGGAGCAGAACGGGGACUCAUCCAGUGCAAAGCUGCUGUAUUAUGUCUGUCCUGCGAGAGGGACACAGUGCUGGCCGGGUCACAUGAUCAGAAAUUAAGCAUCUUUGACACCCGAGCUGCUGAUCCAUUGGUCAAGAGUCUUCGUCUUCACAGUGAUGCUGUGCUGUGCCUGGUGUCUGAUGACCAGUACAUCUUAUCAGGCAGUAAAGACCAAACUGUCGCUCUGUUCGACCGUAGGGCAGGAAAACUCCUGCAGAAAGUUCAGCUGAGGUCGUACCUACUGUCUCUGUCCUGCAGCGGUCAAGAGGUGUGGGCCGGGGAUAACCGUGGACUCGUGCACACCUUCUCCCUGCACAACAGCUCCCUGACACCCGUAUCCCAGUUUAACGUCCACAGGUCACUGGUCACCGGCGUUCACUGCUCUCCUGGUGCUCUCUACACGUGCUCCUCUGACCGCACUAUCAAGGUCCACCUUCCAUGCGCUCCACCCAAGACACUGUGCACCCUUCACCAUCAGGCAGGAGUUAAUGGGUUAAGUGUUGAAGGAGGAAUGCUGGCCAUCGCUUCCGGUGACAUGAAUGUGGAGGUUUGGAGGCCCAGAUGCUGAGAGUCUUAAAGCAUCUGAUAGCAGGGAACAACACGAACCAAUCAGUUCCUCAACUCUGUGUUUCCAGGAAUUUAUCAAUGCAUUAUGCUUUAAUUUGUUUAAUUUUAAUGGAAAAAAAGAUGAAAAUGAAUGUUUUAGGUGUCUGAUACAUGUUUCUAGUGAGUCUAGAAACAAAAAUAUGACAUUCCUAGUUUUCUGUCAUUCUUCAUGAAGGGGUCGCACUAUGAUUGCACAGGCAGAGUGCAAAACAUUUCAGUGCCUCGUAACACAAGAACACCUUUUGUGAUCAUUUCUUGAACAUUUCAACAAAAUUGAUGCAAAUAAUAUACUUAGAUUGAAAAUGCAGUGAAUUCUGAAGCACGUGCAGUAUAAUAUAGUAAUGCACAGACAAGAAUCAAAAAAUAUCUGUUUUCAGUAUUUAGCUCUCUACAUAGUAAACUAACUAGGAAAUCAGUUAUUAAAAAGGUGUGAUUUAAGUUUUAUUUGUUUUUGUAUACUUGUCAGUGUACUUACACAAGUAUACAGUUUACAAAUGAGGCACAAUGCUUUAAAAUGUAUGCACUUCACAACCAGAGCAAACUACUAAAUAUAAAUCCUAAAUGUAAAGCGUUUAUAUUUAUUAAUUAUUUAUAGUUAUUGUUUUGUUCUGUGACUGACUGUCUUUGAUUUUUAAAAAGCUUUAUAAAUGUACAAUUUGAUAAUUCA